GGAGUUGAACUUAAAAGAGUCACAAUUAAAGUGCUAUUUAUUUUCACUCGUGAUUCAAAGUUGACUUUGUUCGACCAAAAUCAGCAACAUAAGAGGACUCUCUCUGUUUUAAUAACACAAGCUAGCACCACACAACCAUAGAAUGCUCUUCAUUGUCCUCGUGCUCUUAUGGAUCCCCAUAGAAUGCACUCACCCACUUGACCCUCUAACCCCUUCCGAACUCAACCUUGUCCAAACCAUCAUCCAUCAAACAUACCAAACCAACUCAACCGACAUACAAAAAAACCUCACCUUUCACUACGUAGGAUUAGCCGAACCCGACAAGCCUCUCAUCCAAUCAUGGCUAUCCUCAAACACCAAAACAAAAACUCUUCCAAAACCACCACCUCGUCAAGCUUUCGUCAUAGCAAGGUUCCAAAAACAAUCCCUCGAAAUCACAAUAGAUUUCUCAACUCGUUCCAUAAUCUCAACAAAAAUCAACAAAGGACAAGGAUACCCUAUGCUCACAUUUGGCGAACAAACCGUUGCGUCACAGUUACCAUUCAGUUACGAACCGUUUAGAAAUUCGUUGAAUAAAAGAGGAUUAAACAUAUCUGAUGUUGUGUGUGCAACUUUUACGGUAGGUUGGUUUGGAAGAGAGGAAAAGAGCAAAAGGAGAGUGAAAGUGAAGUGUUAUUACAAAAAUGGGAGUGCGAAUUUGUAUGUGAGACCGUUGGAGGGUGUGGCGACGGUGGUAGAUUUAGAUGAAAUGAAAAUUGUUGGUUACUCAGAUAGAGAGGUGAUUCCGGUAGCGAAAGCAGAAGGUACUGAGUAUAGAACUUCGAAGAUGAAACCACCGUUUGGUCCAAAGCUUAAAGGUAUAGCUGUCACGCAACAGGAUGGACCUGGUUUUACUAUUCAAGCUCACUCCGUCAGUUGGGCCAAUUGGGUAUUCCAUUUGGGAUUCGACAUUCAGGCUGGCCCAAUAAUUUCUCUAGCAUCAAUUUAUGAUCUAGAAAAACAGAAAUAUCGUGAUGUACUGUACAAAGGUUUCAUAUCAGAGGUGUUUGUGCCAUACCAAGAUCCAACUGAGGAAUGGUAUUACACAAGUUACUUUGAUUGUGGUGAAUAUGGAUUUGGACAGUCUAUGUCUUCAUUACAACCUUUCACUGAUUGCCCUGCAAAUGCUGUCUUCUUAGAUGCAUACUAUUCUGCUUCAGAUGGUACUCCUGUUCAGAUAUCUAAUGCUUUCUGCAUUUUUGACAAGUAUGCUGGUGACAUCAUGUGGCGUCACACAGAAAUUGCUAUUCCAAAUCAAGUGAUAACUGAGGUAAGGUCAGAUGUAAGCCUAGUAGUGAGAGCGGUUUCAACUGUGGGAAACUAUGAUUAUAUCAUAGAUUGGGAGUUUAAGCCAAGUGGUAGCAUCAAACUUGGGGUUGGGCUUACUGGUAUACUAGGGAUUAAGGCAGGGAAAUAUACCCACACAGAUCAAAUCAAAGAAGACAUUUAUGGCACAUUGCUAGCUGAUAAUACCAUUGGCGUGUACCAUGACCACUUCUUUACUUAUUAUCUAGACCUUGACAUUGAUGGUGAAGCCAAUUCCUUUGUAAAGACAAAUUUGGAGACAGUAAGAGUGAAAGAUCACACAACACCUAGGAAAAGUUAUUGGACCGUUGUUAAGGAAACAGCUAAAACAGAAGCUGACGCUAGAGUCAACUUUGGGUUUAAGCCUUCUGAGUUAGUAGUGGUGAAUCCUAAUAAAAGAACAAAACAAGGAAAUCAAAUUGGGUACCGUUUGAUUCCAGGAUCAGUUAUGCAUCCACUUUUGGUAAGUGAUGAUUAUCAGCAAAUUAGAGGUGCUUUCACUAAUUAUAAUGUGUGGGUGACACCAUACAACAAAACUGAGAAAUGGGCUGGAGGGUUAUAUGUUGAUCGUAGCAGAGGUGAUGAUACUUUAGCUGUUUGGAGUCUCAGGGAUAGGGAGAUUGAGAACAAGGACAUAGUACUAUGGUACACAAUGGGAUUUCAUCAUGUUCCUUCUCAAGAAGAUUUUCCAGUUAUGCCAACUUUGAGUGGUGGAUUUGAGCUCAGACCAACCAAUUUUGAGAGCAAUCCUGUCCUUAAAACAAAAUCACCAAAGCCUGUGCACUGGCCUAAUUGCACUUCUCAACAUUAGUUGGGUAUGCCUUUAUUUGUAUCACUCAUUGAUAUGAGGAGGAUGUACUUUGUAAUUAUUCAGUUGAGGAAACCAAUGUAAUAAUUUUCUUGUUUUAACUUGUAUCAAGAGUUUUAUUUUUUUCCAAUAAAGUAACUCGAGACACUAGUUAUCAUUUGGUGUCUACGUAACUCUGUCACUUCAGAUUGAAA
Molecule: messenger RNA, 2346 nt
Organism: Cicer arietinum (chickpea)
Lineage: Eukaryota; Viridiplantae; Streptophyta; Magnoliopsida; Fabales; Fabaceae
Product: amine oxidase [copper-containing] alpha 2, peroxisomal-like
Biological process (GO): amine metabolic process
Molecular function (GO): quinone binding; primary methylamine oxidase activity; copper ion binding
Source: RefSeq, a predicted model, not a curated record